Messenger RNA from Phalaenopsis equestris, 759 nucleotides. RefSeq names its product auxin-induced protein 22D. Gene Ontology annotation, molecular function: protein binding. The coding region runs from base 64 to 642 and encodes 192 amino acids. Gene Ontology annotation, biological process: regulation of DNA-templated transcription. The record is from RefSeq and is a predicted model, not a curated record. The transcript has 4 exons. Gene Ontology annotation, cellular component: nucleus. NCBI's taxonomy places the organism in Eukaryota, Viridiplantae, Streptophyta, Magnoliopsida, Asparagales, Orchidaceae.
CCUUUCCUUUCUUCCUCUGCUCUCGCCUAUUAAACAUACCAAAACUCCGGCGAUCGAUCGAUCAUGGAUGCGGAGAAUCUGAAGGCAACGGAGCUUAGACUCGGGCUUCCGGGCGCCGAAGAAGAGCCUGAGCGCUUCCGUGGGUGGAAGCGAUUGAUGGUGGAGCCGGCGAGGGUGGACGGUGAGCCGGUGAUUGAGAUCUCGGAGGAUGAUGAAGGACAAGAUUCGAUGGCUUUGUCGAAAGCUCAAGUAGUGGGAUGGCCGCCGAUCGGGAUGAAUAGGAGGAGUGGUUUACAGGGGAGGAGGACGGAGACUAAUGGUGUCGCCGGUGGCGGCGGAAUAUAUGUGAAAGUUAGUAUGGAUGGCGCUCCGUACUUGAGAAAGAUUGAUCUGAAGGUUUACAGAAGUUACGAGGAGCUUAGAAAGGCGUUGGAAGAUAUGUUCAAGUGCUUCACCUCCGGGGAUUUUCUUCCGGCGUCCGUCGGAGGUCGCGGAUCGAGUUUUGCAAUUGCUUAUGAGGAUAAGGAUGGGGAUUGGAUGCUGGUUGGAGAUGUUCCAUGGAGGAUGUUUAUUUCUUCUUGCAAGAGGUUGAGGAUAAUGAGAGGAUCUGAAGCCAAAGGGUUGGGGUCAAUUCAUGAAUGAUUUUAAGUUUUUUUUUUUAUAAAUUUUGCUUGGGAAAUUCGAGUUGUAUAAAUAGAUGAUUAUGGAUCAUUCAUCAGUUAUAUAUAAUUUAAAAUUACAGAAAAGAAGGCAUCAAUU